UAAAAGGAAUGACACGUGGCCGUAAUAUUUAACGUUUAGAAUCUGUAUAGGUUUCGUGCAUCAUUCGAUAUAUACGUUGAACGAUUAUUAAAGUUGUAAACUACUUACAUAAUUUAAGAGAAACAAUAUAUAAUUGACAAUGGCAAAAUCACGAGCUACUAAUAAACCUCCGCGGAAGCAAGGUUUUAAUCGUUCAGGACAUAGCAUGAAUCCUGAACGUCCUACAGAAGGACUGAAAGGUGUUGCUAAAGUACGAAGCAAAGCAACUAUAAAAAGAUUACAGAUGUAUCGCAAUCAGAAACCUAAACGUAAUCGUGUUGGUGAAAUCAUUAGCCCUGCACCGUUUCAAGGUUGGCAUAGUUCUGGUACCAUGUCACGUGUGGAACCAUCUCGAAGAUGGUUUGGAAACUCAAGAGUUAUUUCUCAAAAUGCUUUACAAAAGUUUCAAGCUGAAUUAGGCUCUGUUAUGAAAGAUCCCUAUAAAGUUGUCAUGAAACCUACUCAAUUGCCUGUAACUUUGCUUCAGCAGAAAGCAGCAAACACAAAAGUACAUCUAUUAGAUACAGAGAGUUUUGAAAGUGUAUUUGGUCCAAAAAAGCUUAGGAAGAGGCCAAAUUUAACAGUAACUUCAUACGACGAGCUACAAAAACUAGCUGAGGAAAAAGAAGAUACUUACAACAAAGAUAAAAAUACCAAAGAUCAUGAUCUUAUUCGUGAAGACACGGGUGUAAAGGAUGCGCAGAGAGACUGGGUGAUGGCAGCAGGACAAAGCAAACGGAUAUGGAACGAACUGUACAAAGUUAUCGACUCCUCCGACGUUGUCUUACAGAUAUUAGACGCGAGAGACCCGAUAGGCACUAGAUCUCCGCCUGUGGAGAAAUACCUGAAGACCGAGAAAUCGCACAAGCAUCUGAUAUUCAUUUUAAAUAAAGUGGAUUUGGUACCGACGUGGGCCACACAGAGAUGGGUCGCUAUUCUGAGCAAGGAACAUCCAACGAUUGCGUUCCACGCUUCCCUCACGCAUCCUUUCGGUAAAGGCUCUUUGAUCAAUCUGCUGAGACAGUUUGCUAAGUUGCAUGUUGAUAAGAAACAGAUCAGUGUAGGUUUCAUAGGAUAUCCCAAUACGGGGAAAAGCUCCGUCAUAAAUACCCUGCGCUCCAAAAAAGUCUGCAAAGUAGCACCUAUCGCUGGCGAGACGAAAGUGUGGCAAUAUAUAACUCUAAUGCGCCGCAUCUAUCUGAUAGAUUGUCCCGGUGUUGUUUAUCCCUCAGCAGAAACUGAUACAGAGAAAGUGUUGAAGGGAGUCGUAAGGGUGGAACUUGUUCAGAACCCGGAAGAUUACGUGUCAUCCGUUUUGGAGAGAGUGAAGCCCGAAUACAUGCGAAAAACUUACAAGAUCGAGGAGUGGGAGGAUCAUAUUGAUUUCUUAGAAAAGUUGGCGCGUCGCAGCGGUAAACUUUUAAAGAAGGGAGAACCCGACAUCACGAUCGCGGCGCGUAUGGUAUUGAACGAUUGGCAACGUGGUAAAUUACCGUUUUAUGUCCUACCUGUGGGUUUCGAAGAACCGCUAUCUAAACAGCCAGUAAUUGACAACACAGCAAUUGAGCAAGAUAAGAUAGCAAAACUGAUUUAUAACGAAGGGAUAGAAGAAGUUGAUAGUCAGUCUCAGCAGAAGUCAAUGAAAAACCCAAUAACAGUAAUGCAAGAUUUUAGAAAGAUUCGCGUCGGCUUGCAAUAUUCCGGCGACGAUGUCAAGAAUGAUCUCUACGUGAAUCAGGAUAAAUCUCUUCAAGUAGAGGGUGAAAGUGACAUGGAGAGUGAGUCGGAAUCAGCAGAUGAAUUGGAAUUGAAGGAAGAUAGCUCCUGUACAACAAAAGAUAAAACUAAUACAGAUCCACAGGAAUCGGAUAAUUUAAAUAAUUUAGAAGAUAAAGAAUGCCAUUAUCCUAACGACGAAAAUAACGAUGAGGACAACGAUAACGUUAUUGAAAAGAGUGACGAAAAGACAGAGAAGGAAGUAUCAGCUGUGAAUAAAGACGAUAAUGACCAUUCUGAUACAGAAAUUCGAUUGCCUAUUGAAGAAGACAAUUUAAAACAGAAUGUGUUUGACAUGGCAAACAAAGAUUACGAUUCCAGCGACAGUGAGAUGUUUGCUACCGAGACAGUCUGCAGCAGCGGUACGUUCGCUAUCUCAUCCGAAUGUUCUGCAAAUAAAGAAAAAACAUUGGAGAAGAAAUUAACGAGCAAACAGCGAAGAGCUCUAGAACGUGCUAAUAAGAGAAAAAAAGUUGGAAACAAUUUCUACGAAGUCACGAACGUGAAGAACAGGAAUAGAAACAGGAAAAUUCCAAAGAUCAAGAGGAAAUAAUAAAGCGUUUCGUCGAAAAAUGACUGCAUUUAGCGUGAUUGUGCCUGUACUCCUGAUUAUUUGGGAUUUUUUCCGUGUAAAUCCAUUAUGAUUGAAUUCUUAUUCUCAUAAUUCUUAUUCAACCUGUUGAUUACGAGUAUCUGCUAACAACUACAAGAAAGAAAACAUGGUAAAUUGUGGAUGAAUUCUCUGGAACUAUAAUUACGAUUUACACAAAGUAUGACAAAAUUUAUGAGAAUAAAUACAUGUAGUAUAACAUAUGACAAAUUGUUACGGAAAAAAAUGAAAAUGAAUAUAUGGAUUUUACCAGUGAAA
Messenger RNA from Harpegnathos saltator (Jerdon's jumping ant), 2683 nucleotides. It is a transcript of the gene Ns2, whose product is annotated as nucleostemin 2. The transcript is spliced from 3 exons. Gene Ontology annotation, molecular function: GTP binding. NCBI's taxonomy places the organism in Eukaryota, Metazoa, Arthropoda, Insecta, Hymenoptera, Formicidae. Bases 140 to 2368 code for a protein of 742 amino acids. Gene Ontology annotation, cellular component: nucleolus. The record is from RefSeq and is a predicted model, not a curated record.